UCUUACGGAGAAGCCAGGCUAAUCGGACUGCCCAGUAUCCUGUCAAGCAUUUGAUGACCAUACCAGUCGAGCGAGGUAAAGAGGACGAUUCUGUCCAAGAUGCAUUGCUUCGACUUGACCGCAUGGAGGCGCGCGGUGAACUCUGGAUCCAGGACGCCGUUCUUGACGUAGGCGAUGACGUCAGGCUCGUCGACAUGGGAACGGGAGAACUGCUGGAGAAUCUCGAUCCCAGGUACAUCCAGAUGAACCGUUCGGCACGUGGUCCCGGUAGCCUGUCCGACCUGCUCAUGCUGGUGUACCAGAACCCGGACACCAGGAGGGAAGAGCUGUUCGUCUUCCAGUGCGACGAGUAUCCUUCAGACGCGCUCAACAACGAGCUCUCCAAAGCGAUGGAGAGACAGGACUUGAACGGCUACGACAUGGCACCCCUACGGAACUCCCUGCCAGUCAUGCCAGCUCGUGCACCCUCCGUACGGGACGACGACCUCUCCCCGCUCUCCCUCUCGGGUCCGCCCGCCGCCAUCAUCCCUUACUACCCUCCGCCCCGGCCCACGGAGACAAGCUACGUUUCUAAAAGCUUCGGACAUCCGGUUUCUGCCGUGUCGCAACCCUACGUCACCCAACCCGCGGCGGAUCCACCAAUCCCCGUGCAGGACGUGUCCCAUCAGUACCGUUACUAUGACGACGCCAACAAGGAGAUUGUGAACGUUGUGCACUUGGACUCCGCGCCGAAGGCGAAAAACAAGGACGAGUUCCUGACGGACCGUUACGUCGACAUUUUGAAUCACGUCAUCGAUGAGAUCGAGGAGUUCUCCUUAGAUCUGGAUUCCCAGAUGGUGUACAUGCAGCGGCCGGAGGUGGCGGCUCCGUACGGCCGCGGGAGGAGUAAGAAGAGGAGAAAGGGGAAGGGACAGGUCCAGUACUUCACACCGCCACCCGCCAUCACAUCGAACCACAACAGUAGUGAUUACGCUGACGUCCUGGGAAAGUUCAAGUACGCCUUCAACCUGGCCACUCGAGUCAGAGCCUAUAUCAGGAACCCAAACGCCGCUGAGCUGAUCCACAUGCUGUUCGGGAUGUUACGGCGCGUGGUGCAGACGUGUCCCGACCCGGACCUCCCCCGGCAGGUGGUCUCUCCCCUGCUGACGUUAGACGCCGUCAGACUCAUCCCAACCGCCACCGUCACCGAGGACGUCACCUUCUGGAGAUCACUCGGACCUGCCUGGACAACGCCCAGGGAAGAAUGGCCAUACGAUGAGUACGUUCCUCCGUACCUGCCGAGGUUCCGGGACGGCUGGGCUCCCGCGCAGGUCGCUGAUGAGAUCAACCUGCCGAUCCACCCGGACCUGCCGUCCGUGGGAGCCACGCACACCGCCAGGGUCGUCCCGAAGGCAGCCGAAAGCAGCAUGCAGCGACCACCCUCCCUGGACAGACUGGACCAGCUUGACGCCCAGCCGGAACAGUUGCCUGUCGCUGAACCGGUAAGUACAGUCUGUGUUACUUGUGGAGUUACGUCUGUGUCCAGACGUUGUCCUCAAAAGAACGACCCGAUAGAUUUGUUCCAGAAAAAUUCAUUACUUAGCAGUCUGAUGCUGUUUAUGCAAUAUCGAGAGGAUGCGACGGCGCCGAGCGUCAGAAGCCACAGAGCGUUCCGGAAAGACCGAAAAAUUGACGUACACCGCACCGCAGGUACCCCCGCCGCCCGUCAGCCCACCCCCGCUACCACCGCCGUCACAGGCAUAGAACCUAGGGAUAAAACUAACACAAGGGCCUAUUGUAUUGACUGUCUUCAGUACCAUAACACCAAGCUACUCGCAAUGGAAAAGUCCUGCUGUUGCUUUCAGCUUGAACGCAGUUACUGUAGUGUUAGCCAUAUCCAAUGGCAUUUCCCUUUCAUGGAGCUCGGUUUAAGGAAAACUGGCAUGUUUCCCCCCGUAGAUGUUAUAUUUGUAAAGAACUACAUAGUUGCUAAAUGUGUGUUGUGUCGUUUUGUGUGUAUACAGUCUACAGAGGAACAUGUGUUUCAGUUUGAACAGAACGGCUAUCGGCUGGAGGAUGACCAGACAUCCAUGGCCACGACCACCACAAACAGGUACCGUUCCGUCUCCGCCUCCAGACACGGCUCCCGCCACGGGUCCCGGCACGGCACACGCGGACCCCACUGCAAGGCGCGGGUGUCGUUCGACGCGCGCAACUCGCACGAGCUCAGCAUCACCAAGGGGGAGAAGCUGGAGAUCAGAGACGCGUCACGACAGCGCUGGUGGCGCGUGCGCAACAGGGCCGGAGACGAGGGCUUCGUGCCGUCAAGUUUCAUCGAUCUGGGAGAUGGGACGAGUAGAUCUUGUCCCCGGGUGCCACAAGAAGCCGUCAGUGUACGAUCCCGCCGACGAUCCAAAAGCAGAAACGAACGGUCGAGAUCACGGGAGGGAUCAUCGAGGCGACGGUCAAGGUCGUCGAAAUCGCGGGCGGGGUCGUCGGGACGUAGAUCGAGAAGCAGGGGGACUCAGGUUGGAGAGCCAGGACCUGUGACCCAGGAGGUCGACGACCCCAGGGACAUGAACUAUGACCCUGGUGACCUUACCGACGACUCCAGCCCUGAAGACGUGCGCCUCUGGCUGAAGAAGAACGGCUUCAGUCGUAACGCCAUGGACUACCUCGGGGUGCUGACGGGGAACCAACUCUUCAGCCUCACCAAAGCGGAGCUGCAGCUGGUGUGCGGGGAGGAAGGCGGGAAGGUUUAUGAGGCCAAGACGAAAAUAAUGGGCAGCAAGAGCAGACGUUGACAGACCACAGUUGUCUCUAGUCACAAGUAUGCAAAUAAGCAUCGCAUUAAUUUGCAUAUUUGUGAUAUGUAAAUUAGGAUAU
Messenger RNA from Branchiostoma floridae (Florida lancelet), 2865 nucleotides. RefSeq names its product epidermal growth factor receptor kinase substrate 8-like protein 2. The transcript has 12 exons. The record is from RefSeq and is a predicted model, not a curated record. Lineage: Eukaryota; Metazoa; Chordata; Leptocardii; Amphioxiformes; Branchiostomatidae. Gene Ontology annotation, cellular component: vesicle; plasma membrane; ruffle membrane. Gene Ontology annotation, molecular function: actin binding. Bases 54 to 2783 code for a protein of 909 amino acids. Gene Ontology annotation, biological process: positive regulation of ruffle assembly; Rho protein signal transduction; regulation of Rho protein signal transduction.